Messenger RNA from Rubroshorea leprosula, 1454 nucleotides. NCBI's taxonomy places the organism in Eukaryota, Viridiplantae, Streptophyta, Magnoliopsida, Malvales, Dipterocarpaceae. The record is from the annotation of a GenBank genome assembly.
UUGCGAUCCUGCCGGCGAUUAGUCCGAUGUCCUUUCUUGAGUAGCCGGUCUUCUGUGUCUUUCUCAGAGUCUUUACCAAAACAGUAUCUUUGGAUUGAUUUUUGUAUCACGGAUUGGGUUAGCUAGCUGAGAGAUGAUGCAUUUCAGCAUGAACUAUUUAUUUGUUUUACAUUAUCGUUUUUUGUGAUUAUAUUAUUUCUAUGUAUUUACUGCUUGUCCAAUGCCAUUUAUGCUGAUAAAUAGGUCAGCUCUGGAAUUGGUUCAGGUACUAAUUUGAUUGUCCCAAGAGUAGAAUUUGUUAUUGAUGAGACGACCAAAAGAAGUCACCUUACGGCCCUUCAUGCACAGGGGGCAAAUGGUUUUCAGGGAAGGUGCAAGGGACAAAGGAUAGUACAGUCUCUCAGCAAGUCAAGGUUGAACCAAAGUGAAAGAUGAGGAAGCACCAGCUCUUGAAGAUGCUGAAGUUCUUGAUGAGGUGGACGAAAAUAAGAAACGCCACUUGAAUGUUGUGUUCAUUGGUAAUGUUGAUGUCCAGUUUCUACCUAUAUCUGGUCUUCUUGGUUCCAACAUGAAAACGAGACUGGACAAGAGCAUAUGCCCCUGGUGGAAUGGCCCUGCCUCUUUGAAGUUCUUGAUGCAGUCGAAAUUGCUCCUAGAGAUCUAAAAGGUCCUUCUAGGAUGCCUAUAAUUGACAAAUUUAAAGACAUGGGAACUGUCGUAAUGGGAAAGGUUGAAUCUGGUACCAUGUGUGAGGGUGAUUCCUUAUUGGUCAUGCCAAACAAGGCUCAAGUGAAAGUUCUUGCCAUUUACUGUGAUGAAGAUAAGGCUAUACGUGCUGGACCUGGUGAAAAUCUGCAGGUUAAGUUAUCUGGAAUUGAAGAAGAGGACGUAUUAUCUGGUUUUGUCUUGUGUAGUGUUGGGGAACAACUUGAUUUGUGUAUGAGAGAUUCCCAGAUUUUGCACAACUUGGAAGGUUUACUCUUCGAACUGAAGGAAAAACAGUUGCAGUGGGAAAAGUCAUGGACAUUCCUUCAAGUGCCAGUGCAUAAAAAGGUUUUGUUGUUAGAGGUAUGUCCACCGGACUCUCCUUAUGAACGGGUGUUAAAGUUGCAACACACAGGCAUCUUAAAUGAAGUUGCCGCGUUAACAAUUUAUUGAUGUCUUAAGGAGAGGUAGGGUGCCGAUGCCACAGGUGCUUGGCAUUGGUACUUUUGAUAUACUUACGGGUAUGUAAUGUUUAACUUAUACACCCAUUGGCAUUUUUGGAACACAUGAUUGUAAUACAUGGUUUUCACAUCAGUUUGUUGGAAAAUAUUUAGUUUUGGUUUGGGCAUUGUUUGCCAUGAAAGCAUUUAGUUUGUCAUUUGGGCUUUGGUACAAUAUUUAUGUGUAAAAACUUAUUUACUGCUCUUUCAUCGUCUGUGGCAUCCUGGUAAUAAAUUGAACUGGCAGAU